Arthroderma uncinatum is the source of this 3240-nucleotide messenger RNA. Its product is annotated as glutamyl-tRNA(Gln) amidotransferase subunit A. NCBI's taxonomy places the organism in Eukaryota, Fungi, Ascomycota, Eurotiomycetes, Onygenales, Arthrodermataceae. The coding region runs from base 1 to 3240 and encodes 1079 amino acids. The record is from RefSeq and is a predicted model, not a curated record. The transcript is spliced from 8 exons. Gene Ontology annotation, molecular function: catalytic activity.
AUGGAAGGGAAGAAGUUCCUGAGCUAUCCAGAGCCGAAGCGAGGGCCAGACGUCGCAUAUCGCAAUGAGAGGAAACAGAAUCCCACCAUGAGCGGGCUCGUCCUGCUCGUUGCUACUUUCGUGUUCGAAUACGUGGGCAUGAUACGGAAACUCAUCUGGAAAAACGCCGGAUUCGCAAGUCUACGAAAGAUACGUAAACAGCUAGAAGACUAUGAGCCUCGAGUCGAUCCAACAGUCGUACCAACCUCGACACUCGCGGAGCAGCCUGCAGAGUCGUCAGAGCCAGAGCUGGUGUCCACUGCCAUCGAACCGGCGGCGAAAUACUAUUCUGUCCAGGAUUAUCAUAACCUCUACCUCUCCGGUGAAUUGACGCCUACCGCAGUGGCUAGGGCGAUAUUACCGCUGAUACGCCGCGACACUACACCUCCAGGCGAGCAUUCGACGGCCUGGUUCGAGACACGGGUGGACCUGGUUCUUGCGGCUGCUGCGGCGUCUACGUCGCGGUAUAAGAAGGGGUGUCCGCUGGGAUUGUUGGAUGGUAUCCCUACGGCCGUGAAGGAUGAAUAUGAUAUGGAUGGAUACAAGACUUGUUUGGGCUCGUUGAACGAUUACAGUAAUGAGCCUGCGCCGCAGGGGGGGACCAUUGCUAGCUGGUGUGUGAGGAAGCUGGAGGAAGCUGGAGCAGUUGUCCUAGGGAAGCUAUCCAUGCAUGAAUUUGGUCUUGAUACGUCGGGGAAUAAUCCGAACUACGGAACGCCGCUGAACCCGUAUAACCCCAAAUACUACACCGGAGGUAGCUCCUCUGGCUCAGCAUACGCGGUCAGCGCUGGUUUGAUUCCAUUCGCACUGGGUAGCGAUGGCGGCGGUAGUAUCCGUAUACCGUCCUCCUUCUGUUCAGUCUACGGUCUCAAACCCUCGCAUAAUCGAAUCUCCCAUCAUCCAGGCCCAAACCACUCGAAUACCUGUGCAGUCAACGGUCCAAUAGCCGCAGAUCUACAGUCCCUCUCUGCCCUCUACCGCGUCAUCGGCUGUCCUCCUUCGUCUUCACCUUUCCUGCCCGUCCACCCCAGACUCGCACCUUUGUCUGCAGAGAAGAAAUACCUAGGUGUUCCCGAGGGGUGGUUCUCCCAAGCAACUCCCGCAAUCCAGAAACUCUGCCGCUCAGCCAUUUCCAACAUCGUCGACAAAUACAACUACACCGUCGUACCCAUCGAGAUCCCCUUCCUGAUCGAAGGCCAAAUCGCACACGCACUCACCAUCCUCACCGACGCAGCAACCUUGCUCCCCGACACGACAAAUCUGACUUUCCCUAACAAGCUCCUCCUCGGCCUAGGCACCGUAACCCCAGCUACAGACUACCUGCUUGCCCAGAAACUUCGUCGUCUCCUAAUGCAGCAUCUCGCUUGGCUAUGGAAAGAAUACCCAGGCAUGAUCAUCGUCACGCCCACCACCGGCUGCGCAGGCUGGCCUAUCCGACACCAGAAGGAGUUGAAAUACGGCAUUAGCGAUGGAGACCAAACGCUCAAGACGAUGGAUUACAUCUGGCUUGCUAACUUUACGGGUCUGCCGGCUAUCAAUGUGCCGGCUGGAUUCGUUGUUCCGGAGGGUGCCAAGGACGAAGGGGAGAUAGCGCAAGAAGACACCGAGGGGAAAAUUCCUAUCGGAUUGAUGGGGACGGGAGAGUGGGGGAGUGAAGAUUAUCUCAUGCAUUUUGGACUGGAUGUUGAAAAUGUAGUGGCAGAUCGAAGGUCGAAACCGCCUGUUUGGGUGGAUGUGGUUGCAAAAGCGAAGGAGGAGAUGGACCAGUUGCAACACGUCGACUCUAGACAAGUACCUGCCCUACCGCUGAGUACUGGUAGAAAUACGCUAUCAACCAGUCUCCCACACCUCGAUAAAGCCCUGAUACCCCCAGCAAAACAAAGUGCAAAUGCAGCCGCGAACACAGCCGAAUCUGCACCCGCUGCUUCACAGUUCGUGCUUCAGGGAUGGAGCCAGCUAGCUCCCAAUGCCGGUGCCGUCACCGAUAGCGGCAAUGGCAAUAGCAAUGGCAAUGGCAAUGUUUCCGAUGAAAAGCCUCCCUCGAUGCCAGGUAUUCAGCGAGGUGAAGUUACUGAGAUAUCUGGGCCGAGAGGGACGGGGAAGACUUCUUUAGCCAUGACUACUGCGGUCAACGCACUCGAGCGAGGAGAAUCAGUUGUCUGGAUAGAUACCGCGGGCCCAUUAUGCGCAACCCGACUUGAGAAGAUGCUGUCGACGAACAACACACCAACCCAGCGAAACGACCUAUUACGCAACUUACUACAUCUACAACCAACAACUCUAGCGCAUCUGAUGACGCUCAUAUCAUUUCCUGUCCCUGGCUUCCCACCAGCUAACACAGGGUUAAUAGUCGUAGACUCCAUAUCAUGUCUCUUCGGAUCAGAAUUCCGGAGCAAGCUACCUAUCAAGUUAAGCAAAGCCGCCGACUUGAGCCGUGCAGAAAAGGCAAAGGAUGGCCAAGAGUCAAAACUAUGGUGGAAAUUAAUAGGCAAUCUAGCCUCUAAUCUGAACGGGCUUGCUUCCCGUUUCGACUGUGCUGUUAUUGUCGUUAAUGAGGUGGUUACGCGCUUUCGACCGGGCAGGAAACCGAUGUUGCACGCUUCUAUAUCGGGCUAUACGUGGGAAACUAAUGUAGCUACGCGGAUACUCUUGUAUUGGCAUUGGCUGGGCCCUGAGGUGAGGGAGAAGGUCCGGAUGAAGCGGAUUAGGAUCGCGGAGGUUUUCAAGGCUGGGAUGAUGUCCAUUAUACCUAGGGUGGUGACGAGGAUCGUCCCGUUUCUCGUUCAUGAUGCGGGUCUUUCUGAAUUUACGCAACUAUCUAUACGCCUCGGUGUAACUGCCGGUAUGGAUAUGGCACCCCAGCCGAUGAAGCGGAAAUUAGAUCAUCAGCUCUCAUCGGAGAUCCCUCGCAGGCCAAAGAUUGAACAUGACAAUGGGAAUGACAAUGACGAUGGGGAGCAUGAGACUGAGAAUGAGGAUAAAAGCGCGAGUGGAAAACCUGCCGAGCCAGUGCUAGCCACAGCGUGCCUUCCCACUGAAAUAAUGGAUAGCCAGGACGAAGAAGAGGAAGACGAAUGGCUAGAUACUUCCUUGGCUAUCGACAUCGCCAAGUCAGGACCUGAGCCCGGCCCGACGACUCCAGGGAAGGGCGAGGAUGACACCGAGCUCCUCCUGAGAAGUAUGGUGGAAGGAGAUGUAUAA